Messenger RNA from Impatiens glandulifera, 704 nucleotides. RefSeq names its product protein BUNDLE SHEATH DEFECTIVE 2, chloroplastic-like. NCBI's taxonomy places the organism in Eukaryota, Viridiplantae, Streptophyta, Magnoliopsida, Ericales, Balsaminaceae. The coding region runs from base 106 to 504 and encodes 132 amino acids. Gene Ontology annotation, molecular function: protein folding chaperone. The transcript is spliced from 5 exons. The record is from RefSeq and is a predicted model, not a curated record. Gene Ontology annotation, cellular component: chloroplast stroma; protein folding chaperone complex.
GGGGAAAGGUUGCCUUAUCUCCUUUCAAUUUCAUCAAUCUUCUUAGUUAAGAUCGAACGAUUCAAAAAUCUCUUCAUUCUGAGAUCAAGAAAAAAUCUCUAGAAAAUGUCAAAUUCAUUGUGCUUCACUCGUCUCUCUUCUAUUAAACUUCCUGCUAAACCAGGGUUCAUUGAUGUUCAUCCCUCUAAUGUUGUUUGGCUGAAGGAUACAAUUUGGAAGUGUGAAAACCCUAAAAUUCGAUUGUUUGAAUUAAAGGCUACUGCUCCUGCUGCUGAUAAUAAUGACAAAAACAGCAAAAGCAUUUUCUGCUCUAAUUGUGAAGGAAAUGGUGCAGUAGCUUGCUCUCAGUGUAAAGGCAGUGGAGUCAACUCUGUGGAUUAUUUCAAUGGGCAGUUCAAAGCUGGUGCAUCAUGUUGGUUGUGCGGAGGGAAGAAGGACAUCUUAUGUGGGGACUGUAAUGGAGCUGGCUUUCUUGGUGGUUUCAUGAGUACAUUCGAUGAGUAACCAUUGGCGGAUUAUUUGAAAAUACGUUCUGGAAUUUGAAUUUAGACUAAAACAAGUUCAUAACACUUUCUUUUGUAAGUAUAGUUAACUUAAUUAGGUAUACAUAUAUUCAUAAUUUUGUUGGUCAAGUUAAGACAUUGUAAAUAUUAAUUUGAUUUCAAAGCUUCUUCAUUUAAUAAAAUUCUUAAGAAGUUCAUAUU